This is a messenger RNA of Naegleria gruberi, 642 nucleotides long. RefSeq lists its product as uncharacterized. The record is from RefSeq and is a predicted model, not a curated record. Bases 1 to 642 code for a protein of 213 amino acids. The transcript has a single exon. Lineage: Eukaryota; Heterolobosea; Eutetramitea; Acrasida; Naegleriidae.
AUGAAAUUAUUCAAUUCCCUUUUGCUCCUCACCCUCUUCUUGGCCAUCACCAUCUGCCACUCUCACCAAGACAAUCAAUAUGUGAAAUUCAAAUAUUAUGCUAAAGGUAGUUCUUCAUGCAUUGGGACCGUCCAAUCUAUCUAUGCUGAGAAGACGAAUCUGUGUGUUCCUUCUAGUGAUCCAACCUAUGGCUAUUCAAUCUCCCAAUGCACACAAAUUGCUCCAGGUAAGGUCAGAUACACCUGGGGAACAUCGUGCAAUAGUAAUUGUUCUAAUUGUGAAACCGAAGGUGAUAAUAUUUAUACUCCAGAUGAAACUUGUAGUGAUCCAGAGCAACCUUACACCAUCGAAUGUGGUUCUUUCAAUUUCAAUGAUUAUCCAGCAAUGUUGUGGACUUUCAGACAUGUUAAUUUCAAUGGAAAGGUUGAUUGUAAAAAUGAUGUUGUUAGAUCAAUUGCUGCAACUCCAUUGAAUACAUGCAUUUCUAAUGGUGCUGAAAGUUACUCCAUCUCAUGUAAUUCAACCUGGUCAGAGAAACGUAUUUGGCAAACCAAUUCAUGUAAGCAAGAUGUUCAAUUCAUUAAUUUGGAAAGACUUAAUGAAUGUCGUACCGAUAAGAUGACUUUCUGUGGAAAGAAAUAA